Molecule: messenger RNA, 2911 nt
Organism: Erpetoichthys calabaricus (reedfish)
Lineage: Eukaryota; Metazoa; Chordata; Cladistia; Polypteriformes; Polypteridae
Gene: spice1
Product: spindle and centriole associated protein 1
Exons: 19
Coding region: 195-2663 (822 amino acids)
Biological process (GO): mitotic spindle assembly; regulation of centriole replication; metaphase chromosome alignment
Cellular component (GO): centriole; spindle; centrosome
Source: RefSeq, a predicted model, not a curated record
AGAUGACUGGCGUGCCGUAUGCGGAGGCGGGUAACGGAGGUGCUGAGGCGGCAAUGCAAAAGUGACAGAAUCCAGUGUGCAAAAUAAUUGUCGCGACGCCCCCAAGCUGGCGUUCCGGAUUUGCAUUUUAGAGACGACUGAAGCUCUUUUUUUGUGUAGUGCAGGUGUUUUUUUUUUAAUUAAGGGCUGCACAAAUGUCCUUCAUUAAAAUAAAUCGCUCAUAUUAUCCCCAUGGCUUUGGAAAGAAAAAUGCGAAAACAAAAAAAAAGGCUGCACCGAAGCAGGAGUGGGUGAACACUGUGACUGACCUCAGUGUACAUCGUGCCACACCAGAGGAGAUGCAGUGGCGUCAUGAGAUACACAAGUCAAAGAACAAGGCAGCAGCCCAGUGGGAGAUUCAGGAGAAGACUCUGAAAAGGAAGCAGCGAAGAAUAAGAACAACAAGCCCUGACUCAUUGGAGAGUGCAAAGCUGUCUAUCCUGAGAGAGGUUUUUUCUCAACAGUACCAGAUGCAUGAUGUACUGGAGAAAUCCGACCGUGCAAUGGCAGUGGUUAAAGACUUGUUUGGAGAUGAUCCUAAAAGACAAACAGGGUUUCCAAAUGUUACAAUUGCACCCAACUGUGCCAUGAACUCUUCUAUGCCCCUAGUAAUGAGCAAAAGAGAUUGUCCAACACAGCUGUCAAUUCUCAGCGAGUCUGUAAUGGAUUCCCAGGCUUUAAAUGAGUUUGCCAAUGAUAGUCAUGAUCAGUGUGAUUCUGAAUAUAGCAAAGAUGAAGAAGACAGCGAAAGGCCUGCUGGGAAGUACUUUGAGUCCAACAUUGACAUGCGGAGACACUGUUUUCAGAGGAAUGAGCAGUCAUUUCUACACAAUCCUGGAAAUGAAUAUUCUGGAUGCCCCCCCAGUGACUCAGUGGUAGUAAACCCAUCUGAAACUCCUCAUACGCCUUUGUUGUCCUCUCUGAAUACUGAAGAAAUGUCAAGUGCUCUGAAUGCUACUUCAGCUGUGAAGCGAGUUCGAUCCAGAUGGUUCAACGAUGAUGAGAAAAGGUCUUUGCCAAAUGGCCUUUCAUCUACAGCAACUUCUGAAAUGUUUAACCAGGUCCUAAAUCCAAACCUACAAAACAAGAGGAAAGGUAAAAAAUGCUUAUCAUCCUUGUAUAGUUCAAAGUCUUGUACAGGGAGCCAACAUAUAGAUGGGACCAUUAUGAAUGGAAAUGUGUCAAGUCUAGACAUGCUUCAGCAGAUGAUGGGAGAAGUGGACCGAGAAUUAUGUGACAUUGAGCGACGGAAUAGCCCAGACAUCCCAAGUGAUGUGCAGCAGGGGUUAACUGGAUUCUCUAUGUCAUUGGUUUACACACUGCGUAGGCUGGUACAUCAUCUGAAAGAGCUAAAGCAAGAGGCAAGAGAGCGAGAGACUUUAUCUCAAAGGACAGAGGAACAGCGCAUGCUGAUUGAUGCAAUGACUGCUGAAAUGCUCUCUAUCAGGGAAGAAAAUGUAGCCAUACAGGCCAGGUUUCAGGAGCAGAUGUCAAGUAUGAGUGAGCAGUUAAUCUCUUUGAAAGAAGAAUUAAAGAAAUUUACAGGCAACAAUUCAAUGAACUCUUCACAUACUGCAGAGGAGAAACUAUUCCCCAUACCGAAGACAGAUAUUCAAGAAAGUCCAGAGCUAGAUGUUAACAGUCUGCGAAAUGCUACAGACUACCAGUUUCAGCCUGCAGUUCUUUUGUCUCCACCACAGCAGAAGGACAGCCCCAAAAUGCACGCAAACCGUGCUGAAAAGAAAGUAUUUGCUGCUGGAAAGCCAAAUGGCAUUCUGCAGUUACAGACUGAACAAGCUUUGAUUCAGGAACAAUACUCCAAAGCAGGACAAGACUGGGUAGAGAUGCACCCAAAAGAACUACAGAUGAGAUGCUUCAAACCGUAUGAAGACCUGGAAACAGCUAGCAGUGACUCUUCAUACAGCUGUCUUCCUCAGAAAGACCAUACUCAAAAACUGGGUCAUUUGCAAAAUGGUGCCAUGAUGUCUCAAGCUGGUGUACAGAAUUUUGAAGCUGUCCCGAACAGUGUUGCCCAUGAACAUGAGUCAUUGUUGAAUAAUAUUGCUGCACUCUCACUGCAGAAUUCCACCAUCAGAGCUCAGCUGGAUCUGUUUCAACCUGUAUCUGGUACAUUUGAAGCAACAACGCAAACUGGAACUCAGGCUUCAGCAGAACAUAGUAGUCAAGCCAAAGAUAGAAUGUUACAGAAAGAAAAGGUUGUGUUGCCUGCUGCUUCUAUACUAAGUAUGGAGCAACGUAUUGCAGAACUGAACCGUAAAAGUAAUGAAGCUCGUGCUAAACUGUUGGAGUUAACUGAGCAGAAGAAAAGAAUCUCUGCCUGCUCUGUUUCUCCUCCAUUGUCGCCAAUUCCCCCUACACGCUGGGUCUCUGAGGAUGCAUUUAAGUCCCUUGAUGUGUCAAUUCCAUUGACUAAUUUGGACUCUGCAGCUACACCAAUGCCAUCUCUAAGCAUAACCAGUGACAGAAGCACAAGGCCUGCUAGCAGUCUAACUAAGAGCCACUCUCCAAAUUUCUCUGUAGAAGAUGGAAGAGCACCACUUGGCACAAAGGUGGAAAAGUUAAAAGGAGGGCCGUGGUUUGCAUUAUCUGCACACAUUGAAUAAACUCGACUGGGCUUGGCUCGUGUUCUCCUGGCCUGUUAAAACAACAUCCAUUUAGAAGGAUGUCUAUGGACACAGAGGCUCUUCUGGUGGAUUUAUUAAAAAAAACAGCAGCACAUGCAUCAAAAAGGGGUAAAAAAAAGAAAGUUUUUCUUGCAAGCUGUUAAAUAUUUUUAGCUCUCUGGAUGGGUAUUUUUCUUAAUUAAAUGUUAUCAAAAUGUAUAAAUAAAGAUUUUAUAAGAAGAAGGCUU